ACUUCAUUUCCCAGAGUUAGCACAAUCUCAUCCGCUCUAAAUAACUUCAUAAAAACUUCUUUCUGGUCAGAGUGAAGCAAUAAUUAUUAUUGACAAUUAUUAGCUAUCAAUAAACUAGAUCACAUUAUGGCGAGCACUAUUAAGGAAGCGUUAUCAGUUGUGAGUGAAGAUCAAUCUUUGUUUGAGUGUGCAUUUGGAACUCCCCACCUCACUAAGACCGAGAUGACUGCUUCCUCUUCCAGUGAAUAUGGGCAAGCAUCAAAGAUGAGUCCCCGUGUCCCCCAGCAGGAUUGGUUGUCACAAGCCCCAACCAGAGUCACCAUCAAGAUGGAAUGCAAUCCAAGUCAAGUUAAUGGCUCAAGGAAUUCCCCUGACAACUGCAGUGUGGCAAAAGGUGGAAAGAUGGCCAGCAACACAGAAAAUGCUGGAAUGAACUAUGGAAGCUAUAUGGAAGAAAAACAUAUCCCACCACCAAACAUGACCACGAAUGAACGGAGAGUUAUCGUUCCAGCAGAUCCCACAUUAUGGAGUACAGACCACGUACGCCAGUGGUUGGAAUGGGCCAUCAAAGAAUAUGGCCUCCCAGACGUGGACAUCUUGUUGUUCCAGAAUAUUGAUGGAAAAGAAUUGUGUAAAAUGACCAAAGACGACUUCCAAAGGCUCACACCAAGUUAUAAUGCAGACAUUCUUCUCUCACACCUACACUACCUCAGAGAAACUCCUCUUCCACAUUUGACUUCAGAUGAUGUUGAUAAGGCCUUACAAAACUCUCCACGGUUAAUGCAUGCUAGAAAUACAGGAGGUGCAGCUUUUAUUUUCCCAAAUACUUCAGUUUACCCUGAAGCAACACAAAGAAUUACAACCAGGCCAGAUAUAUCAUAUGAACCAGCCAGGAGGUCAGGCUGGACAAGCCACAGUCAUCCUGCCUCUCAGUCAAAAGCUGCCCAAGCAUCAUCUUCAACAGUACCCCAAACAGAAGACCAACGUCCUCAAUUAGACCCCUACCAAAUACUUGGCCCAACCAGCAGCUGUCUUGCAAAUCCAGGGAGUGGGCAGAUACAGCUGUGGCAGUUCCUGUUGGAGCUCUUGUCAGAUAGUUCCAACUCUAAUUGUAUCACCUGGGAGGGCACCAACGGAGAGUUCAAGAUGACUGACCCUGAUGAAGUAGCUCGGCGCUGGGGAGAAAGGAAAAGUAAACCCAACAUGAACUAUGAUAAGCUCAGCCGUGCUCUCCGUUACUAUUAUGACAAAAAUAUUAUGACUAAAGUCCAUGGUAAGCGUUACGCCUAUAAGUUUGACUUCCAUGGAAUUGCUCAAGCUCUCCAGCCCCAUCCUCCAGAAUCAUCCAUGUACAAAUAUCCCUCAGACCUGCCUUACAUGAGUUCCUAUCAUGCACAUCCCCAGAAAAUGAACUUUGUAGCUCCCCAUGCUUCUGCUCUGCCUGUCACUUCCUCCAAUUUUUUUGCUGGGCCCACUCCAUACUGGAAUUCACCAACUGGAAGUAUCUACCCUAAUAGUAGGCUUCCAGCCACGCACAUGCCUUCCCAUCUUGGCACUUACUACUAAAGGAAGAAAAAUAUUUUAAAAGGAGAUUUCUCCAUGGAAUACAAUGAAUUGUUUUGGAGAACAUGAACAAAAAGUGCCUAAAAGACAUAACAAGGUUGACUGGGAACAAAAUAUGUCAGUUUUUUUGCUACUAUGUAAAGAAUGUUGACAUUGAGUCAAUGGAUGAGACACAAUGAAAUACUGUUCUAGGUAAAACUAUGUAAUGAGAAAGCUGGGGGCAGAAAAAGUUUAUAAGCUUUUGUAUCACGUUUGGUAUCAUGCUAAUGCAAACUGGACUCUAUUGCAGCAAUAUAAGGAUAAUUCUAUUAUGACCUAGGAUACAUUAUGUGAACAUAUAAAUUUAUAUAUAAAAAACCCUCUGUAUUUUUCAUCAAAAAUGCAGAACAGUGUCAUACAUAUCUGUCUAGAGCAGGACCUGAUUUUUUUAAUGCAACUUUUAUUUGGGAUGAAUUUAAUACAUUCCAUUACGAAGAAGGGAUCGGCUAUUUCAAACUGUGAAGACAAUGCAAGCUUUAAGAUUCCUUGACAGUGUUAAAGAGCUCUGAGCCAAACAUUGGGACUGAGAAUGUGCUGAAGGGCAAGUGUGUGUUUGUUGGCUAAGGGGUGAACCCAAGUGGAGGUUCUCCUGAGUAAGCCCUGCUAAAAUGAAAGGGGACUGCGCAAGAGCGCUAUUGUAGCCCUGUGUCUGAUACGUGAAGUAGAAAGGGGUAAGGUGAUAAGAAUGAAGGAGACAUUUUCUCUGGAAAUAUAGGAACUGAAAACUGGACAGUUUGAAGAAUUACUUGUUUGGACUUGAGUACCAUUGUGUUCAGUAUUAUGCCAUCUCCAGUGUUAUCAAAGACUUGAUUUUUUUAAAGUCAAAAAAGAAGGAAGCAAUAGUAUCAGAGUAUGCAUUUCUUUAUAAAAAUGUAAAACUGGAAUUGUUUUAUAUUUAAAAGUAACAUUUAGGACCUCAUCUUAAGGGAAUUUGUUUUCUACUGAUAGAAGGAAAGAGACAGUCCUCAGUUGCCAGAGACUGAAAUCAUAUAGAUAUUUUUGUUAGGCAGUGCCCUUUUUUUCUGAGUCGCGAACGCUGUGCGUUUGUCAGAAUGAAAUAUACAAGUCAAUGUUAUUUUUUCUUUUUAUAUAAUAAUUAUAUAACUUAUGCAUUUAUACACUACGAGUUGAUCUCGGCCAGCCAAAGACACAGAAAGGGACAAUCAGAAAUAUUGUGGCCUUGAAUUUUAACUCUGUAUGCUUCAUGUUUACAUUAUGAACUUAACUAGUACUUAGAAAGCAGAAUGUAUGUAAUAAAAUAAGCUUGGCCUAGCGUGGCAAUUCCAAUUGA
This is a messenger RNA of Heteronotia binoei (common prickly gecko), 2893 nucleotides long. RefSeq names its product ETS transcription factor ERG (gene ERG). The record is from RefSeq and is a predicted model, not a curated record. Gene Ontology annotation, cellular component: nucleus. Gene Ontology annotation, molecular function: sequence-specific DNA binding; protein binding; DNA-binding transcription factor activity, RNA polymerase II-specific. The transcript is spliced from 10 exons. Lineage: Eukaryota; Metazoa; Chordata; Lepidosauria; Squamata; Gekkonidae. Gene Ontology annotation, biological process: cell differentiation; regulation of transcription by RNA polymerase II. The coding region runs from base 127 to 1566 and encodes 479 amino acids.